This is a messenger RNA of Salvelinus namaycush (lake trout), 866 nucleotides long. Its product is annotated as transmembrane emp24 domain-containing protein 11. The transcript is spliced from 5 exons. Lineage: Eukaryota; Metazoa; Chordata; Actinopteri; Salmoniformes; Salmonidae. The record is from RefSeq and is a predicted model, not a curated record. Gene Ontology annotation, biological process: endoplasmic reticulum to Golgi vesicle-mediated transport; Golgi organization; intracellular protein transport. Gene Ontology annotation, cellular component: COPII-coated ER to Golgi transport vesicle; endoplasmic reticulum; Golgi apparatus. The coding region runs from base 97 to 741 and encodes 214 amino acids.
ACAGCAGGUGUACAUUUUCACACCAGAGUCGCCUGCACACGAGCAACCAUAAGGCUCAUUAUAUUAAUUUAAGUUGGUCACAUCUUGUAUGUCAAAAUGAAUGUGAGGGGCAUUGGGCUGUGGAUGCUGUGUUACCUAGUGCUGACGGCUGCUAUGUACUUUGAUCUGGGUGAGCAGGAGGAGAAAUGCCUAAUCGAGGAGAUUCCAGGCGACAUGCUGGUCACAGGUUAUUUUCUUUUGGAGAAUUGGGAUGCAAAAAAUAACCUUAACUCCCCUCAUCUUGGCCUCACUAUCACUGUGCGAGAUCCAAACCAUGAUAUACUGAUGAAAAAAAGAUAUGGCAGAUUUGGAAAAUUCACAUUCACAUCCCACGCUUCUGGCCCACAUUGGUUGUGCAUGCAGUCCAACUCAACAAGGUUUUCAGUUUUCGCCGGUGAAAGGCUGAGGAUUCAUUUUGAUGUUCAGAUGGGAGAGCACUCCAUUGACCCUAGUGUUGAGAGACACAAAGACACAGUCCAGACCAUGGAGUACAGCCUGGAGCACCUGAGGGACCAGAUCCUAUACAUCACCAGGCAGCAAGACUUCCAGAGGGAAAGAGAGGAGACUUUCCGUCAAAUCAGUGAAGAAACCAAUGGGAAAGUUUUGUGGUGGGCUGUUGUGCAGACUUCCGUUCUACUAUCAGUUGGAUUUUGGCAAAUCAAAAGACUGAAAGACUUCUUGAUUGCAAAGAAGUUGGUUUGAUAUGCUUGGCUUUAGGGCAGGAUUUAUAUAUUGCAGUACAAUGCAAAGUGGCUACUAGAGUCAACGGCUAUUCCAAAACUAGACUUACAUCAAGUGCUGAUGCAUCUAUUUUACUGUACAUUCUU